Vollenhovia emeryi is the source of this 1083-nucleotide messenger RNA. Its product is annotated as putative lysozyme-like protein. Lineage: Eukaryota; Metazoa; Arthropoda; Insecta; Hymenoptera; Formicidae. Bases 1 to 1083 code for a protein of 360 amino acids. The record is from RefSeq and is a predicted model, not a curated record. The transcript is spliced from 2 exons.
AUGGCAGACGACGGCCCGUCCGCGGCGGAGGACGCGAUCGCGGCGGUGGCGACGGGACCGGGGGACGGUGAUUCUCGCGUGACGAGGGAGCGGCACAAACGCGCGGACGCCGCCACGCCGAUCGUCACUCCGGGGCCGUGCGUCCCGUCGGCUCAGGACGCCUCCUCAUCCGCGAGGCGCGUCGGCGGACACGAGGACGCCUCUGCCAGUGGCGCGUCUUCGUGCGAGGCGACGAGCACGGCGGACGAGCAUCAUCGUCCUCACAACGAGCGCCGCGUCCAUCAUCGUCAUCAUCAGCAGCAGCAGCAGCAGCAGCCUUAUCCUCGUCAUUCUUAUCACCGUCAUCCAGCGCCUCAUCAUUAUUAUCGCCACUUCAUUUCUCAUCGCCAUCGUCCGACGAGCGAUCGCGGCAGUGGUGAUUCGCCGUCGCCCGUCGGCACGACCGACGUCGGCGUCGGCGCCGACGGCGACGGCAACGGCAAUGGCAGUGGCAGUGUCGGUCCGUACCACGGCGAUGUUAGAAUCGAGAUAGUCCGAAGCGUCGCGGUGGCGGACGAGCGCGACGACGACGGCAGUGGUAGUAGUGGCAGCGGCAGCGUCGGCGGCACCGACAGUGACUGCGACGGUGAUAGUGGUGGCAGCAAUAGUAUUAAUAGUAGUAAAAGUGGUGCUGGUGGUGUCGCGGAAAUGAUGACCGGUGGUAAUAAUAAUAAUAACGGCAGCGCGGCGACGCGCGUCGGCGUCGAGGACGCCGACGGGCCGGCCGACGACUCCGCGUCGUCGCGACGCUCGGCGCCGAGCGCGGACAGUGCACCGGAAGUGAACGACCGCGGGGACGGCAGGCGGAGAGGAGCGAGCAUCGCCGUCGCGCCGUCGCGGGAGGAGGGCGCGAGACCGAGCGAGGACGCGGCCGCGUCCGCCAAGACGCUUGACGGCGCCGGCAGCGGCGUCGCCGUGGCACCCAGGCACCAGGGCGGCCCGUUCAAGGGACAGGUUAGGAUGGCCGAGGACACCCUCGUCGGACCCUGCGGCAAGAAGCGGUGCGCGGAUCGAUACGACAGCUCCGAGAGCUCUGACAGGUGA